AACAUGGAGGUCGUAAAAAUUUUAUUGGUGUAAAAAUUGUAAUCUUGAAAAUGCCAAAGAAAGCGAAAAAAGGGAAGGCUUCAAAGGGGAAAAACGAAAGUAAAAAGAAAAAUGCUGAAGCAAAGAAGGAUGCCAUUCUCAAAGAUGCCACAGCAAAUGCAUUAUUUUGGGAGAGCAAACUUGAGUCGUCUGAAAGAAUUAAGCAAGAGUACAGAGACAACGCAAAGAAGCUCCUGGUAGAAAAUGAGACGUUGCAAAACAAGCUUGUGCAAGCAGAGAAGGACACAAUUCAAGUAAUUUCUUUUCUUAAAGCAGAGGAUAUCAAGAAGGAGGAACAGAUUGUGAAAUCUGAACAACAAUUAAAAGAAUGUAAAAAAAACUUGACUGUGGAAAAGGAUUCAUUGGUUGAAAAGUACACAGCACAAAUUCGUGAGUUGGAAGAAGCAUUAGAUGAAAAAACAAAUGAGGUGAGGCUAAUACAAGCCGAACUGAGACUGGUGAAAGAAUUUCGAAAGAAAAGGGCUCAGAUGCAACGAGAACUAGAUGAGAUUAAAGACAAUAUGUUUACAACUGAGAAGACACACAAGAAUAUUUUGGGCAGCAUGGAACAGAAAUUUUUUGAAGAAAAGAUACGUUUGCAGCAAGAAGCAAAUAGGAAGAUAGCAGAAUUGGCUGAAAGAGCACAUUCUGAGGCUGUACACAACUUGGAUGAGAUGACUCGCUCGGUGUAUAAGGAAAACGUCCGAAUCAAUGCAGCCCUUGAGUAUCACAUGGUGGAGUCAAAAGGGUUGAAAAAGAGGAAAGAACAUCUUGAGGUUGAAAAAAGAGAAUUGGAAAACGACAACGAAUUGAACGGAAUAAUAGUCCAAGAAAAAGUCGUCGAAUCUAAGCGGCAAAAGAAAACGAUCAAAGAGCUGGAAGAGAAGGUUGAAACACUGGAGAAGUCGUUGAGUCAUGUAAUUCGCGAGUUUGAAGUGGAAAGAAUGGCCAUUGUCAAAAAAUCUAAGGACGAUAACAAACAUGCAUUAGCUGAAGCGGCUCGUUUAACGAAAGUUGUGGAAUUGAAGACGAAAGAAAUGAACAGAGUGAAACGUCUGGCUAAGAACAUCUUGGAUCAGAGAAGUGAAAUUGAACAUUUCUUUUUGGAUUCUUUGGAAUAUGUUAAAGAAGAGAUUGCAAAAAACAGAAGUCAAUAUAGAAAAGAUGCUCAGGUCGCGUAUCAGGAGAGAAUGUUGGCGGCACAUAGCGGCCGAGGAGACUAUCCAAAGAUCAGGACUUUUAACCAGUGGAACACGAGCACAAACAGCGUGUUCGCGGACCUCAAGGAAGCUGAAAUGUGGACUGGACUCGAGGAGAAGGUGGAUAUCUCCGAGCUGACGUGGGAACAACGUGAACGUGUGCUCAGAUUGCUGUUUUCCAAGAUUAACGGACACAAGAGCAAACGCAGACGGCCAAUUCCCGCCCUGGAGGGUCAAGACGACUCAAAACUUUGUAUACCUGAGGUACCAGGAGAGAAAUCAGAAACUGUAAUUAUUGAAGAAAGAUCAACAGCGCAAGAUGCGGGAACAUUCAUAACACAACAGCCAUUCUUUCCUACUAUAUUAAACUCGAAAGAAGCGCCUGCCGUUGCCAGGUAGAUAUGUUUAGAGGCCAGGGGCCUAUACAUGCAUCAUCUAUGUGCGUAAGACGAACAAUAUUCAUCCAUUUGUAAGUUUCAUUAAAAUUUGUGCACAAAUCCCUCUGUAAAAUUAUU
This is a messenger RNA of Dendronephthya gigantea, 1753 nucleotides long. RefSeq names its product basal body-orientation factor 1-like. NCBI's taxonomy places the organism in Eukaryota, Metazoa, Cnidaria, Anthozoa, Malacalcyonacea, Nephtheidae. The record is from RefSeq and is a predicted model, not a curated record. Bases 51 to 1637 code for a protein of 528 amino acids. The transcript is spliced from 15 exons.